AUGUCUGUUUAUCAAAGACCCUCAACGCCACUCUCGGCUCCCACUUCGCCCAUACAAAUUUCUUUUCAGAACAAAUCACAACAAAAUGUAAUCAAGUCCAAGAGCUCUUCAAUCUUUCUCAACGUGCCCCAAGCAUUCUCAACUGGAGGCAUCAUCACGCCGCCGGAAACUCCGGCAACAAAACAACAGCACGCCACAAACGACUCGUACGCCACCUUAAUCAACUGCCCCAUCUCCAAAGCCAGCUUCCUCCUCGCCCAGGCCUCCCUGGCAACGGCGCUGGCCGGACGUACGUCAUCGUCGACAGAAUUCAAGUUCCGGGACCCCGAGGCCUUCGGAGCGGAGGCGGGGACGGAGACACGAACACGAACACUCCGUUUCGGCACGGGCCUCGAUGGGUGCUUUACCAGCACCAGGGGCUUCCUUGGAAGCCAAGCAAUGCCCCCAACCAACGUCAUCAACCCUAGUAUUCGUAAUUCUUCAAGGAGCUUGGGCCAAAUCCAGCGCUUGCCUGCGUCCUUGAAGGCGUGGGAGGUGGUUCAUGGAAACUUGCCGCGCUUGCUUCGAGCACGGCGAGUACGUCAUGCUGUUGACGGCCUGCGCGAGCGCGGCCUGUCUGCAGAUGGCAGAGACGCGUGGGAUGACUUGGAACAGCGUCAUUUGGCGCGAGCGGCACUCGUGUUGAGCGCGCUGGCCCACGCUUACAUGUUUGGCGAGGAGCAGGAUAAGAGCAAGGAGUGUGAAGGACGAUCACAAGUACCGCGCCAUGUUCUCGAUCCAUGGGAGAGAGUUUGCAAGGCCUUGGGGAGAAAGCUCACCGGGCGGGUGCCCGCCGACGACGUCCUCAACAACGCCAUGGGGAAUGCUGCUUUCAACCUAAGCAGCGCUUACUUUGGCCUCCCAGAGGAGCGUCUCUCCUCAGGUCUCCAAGGCACAAUGGAGGGCAUCUUUGCGCCCGCCCUCUCAGCCAUGGCCCUCGCGCAGAGCGGUGUGCUAGCCGACCACCCAGACCAAGUGACACACUGCCUCGAAAGCCUGGCGGCUACCAUUGUUCAAUGCGCCAACGUCUUCGAGGCCAUGAGUCUCCGUGAUGCGGCAAAUUUUGACCCCGUCGUCUGGAUCAAGACGUACCCAGCAAUGGGCCGCGCCGUGACGCCCGGCGAGCUGGGCAACAGCGGCGCCGACACGCCGCUCUUCCAUGCGCUUGAUGUCUUCAUCGGCCGUCAGGAUGUCAAGGGCGACUUGACCAAGAUGCAGAGCGACCGCAAGGCCACGCUGCCUGCCAACAUCCGCGCCUUUCUGGAUGCCCUCGGCGACAGAGCAGCGAGCGUGAGAGACUACGUCGCCGCGUGUGCUGCCCGUGCUCCACAGGGUGUGUCCUCAGAAGAGCAGUCGCAAUACCGCCAUCUCGAGGCGGCGUGGGACGGGCUUCUUCAGAUGUACGUCUGGUUCCUCGAGCGGCACCGCGUCAAGGCCAUUGGCGUCACGGGCGUGUCGCUGAACACGGGGCGACACUCGACGAGCAGCGGCGUCAAGAGCACCGACCAGUGCAAGCAUGCCGGCUCGUCGUCAGCAGAACAAGGGAAGGGAAAGCCAAAGAUGCGACCCGAAGCUAUGCUCAGCAUGCAGAUGAAGGCUGGCAUGGCGUCGCGACUUGGCGGUCGGCCUCUGUGGCAGGAUGCACGUAUCCAGUCGCAGACGGCGUACGAGGGCAGCACGGUGGUCGAAGUGAAGUUGGAUGCUAAGUUGCCGCUCGAGGCAGGCGAUCGAGUGCAGAUCUGGCCGCCGAGGAAGAGGAGAAUCCUCAACCGGACUACUUCGCAACAGCGGAGGUUGAGGGCCUCUACCCCUCCAGACGAUCAUGACGCGCCGUCAGAUGAAAGCGUCGAAGAUGGUGAUGGCGAUGAAGCUGAACCGAGAUUCUACUCCAUCGCUCGUGUGGCGAAAGACUCUACUAGAGAGGGAGGCAUGACCAUCACUUUGACAGUCAGUCAACACUCACCCGAGGGCAUCGUCUCCUCGUUUUUGAGCAAUGCAGCUCAAGGCACACAUUUGCGUCUUCGCCCAUGGCCUAGUCUGCGUUUUCGCCAGCCACACGACCUUUCUGUGCCUUUGGUCUUGAUCGGCCAAGGUAGCGGCAUCGGACCCUUGGUGGGCUUCCUCCACGAGCGGGCGGCAUGGGCUCAGCAGCGUCGGGAUAGCACCGGCGACGUGGGCGAGCUGCUUCUCGUAAUCGCAGCCAAAACACGCCGCCAUAUCCCCUGCUCACUCAAUAGCCUGGAACAUCUUACCAGAAUCUUGCCGUUGACUAUCACCCUGGCUCUCAGUCAGGAGUCACAUCACUUCAGGAUCCGCGGUGGGAUUCGGACUCAGCUUCCCGAGGAAGCACGACGCCUGACGCGCCAUUUGGUAGAGCACCGGGACUCCAUCCAUCAUCUCGUCAAGGAUGAUGGCGGUCACGUCUUCGUCUGUGGUAGCUCCGACUUUGGAGCUACGGUGACAAGCAGUCUCGAGCUAGGCCAACCGCAGCAAGAGGACCAAGGUGUGCACUGCUUCGACGCCAACAACUACACGGAUAUCCCAUCACCUCCCGCCCACUGGGACAGACUCCAUCAAGAUCUCUUUACCACCGUGAAAAGACCAUCUAAGCCACAGUCACCAGCUUACCCUUCUACUACCUCGUCCUCCCUCCCCAUCAUCACCCCCUCCGAGCUUGCAGCCCACAACUCAAUCACCUCAAGCUGGGCCGCCAUCGACGGCACAGUCUACGACCUGACGCCCUUCCUCACCAUCCACCCAGGCGGCCCAAAGACUCUCCUCGAGUCAGCGGGCACCAUCGCCGAUGUUCGCUUCGCCGAGACGCACGGCGGACCGCACGCACAAGAAAUCAGGGGCUAUCUGCAGCAGUACGCCAUUGGGCGUCUACCUCCAGCCAAAUGUCCCAGAGAUCUCAGUACGCUUCAGGUCACGGCCGCGAAACUGACGGAUGCGCUGGUGAGGAUGCAAAACGCACUUACCAACAAUACGGCGUUUGACGCGAGCCGCGGAUCUGUGCCCGUUUAUGUGUACGAGGAUGCCCUGCUUGUAUUUGCUGACGGCUUGGACGGCGUGAUGGCCAUCCUUUCGGACGUCAUCACAAAUGACGCGACCGGAGACGCCUCAGAGCUGAAAGAAACCGUAUCCAAGACACAAACGCUGUUGAGAAAGGCAUUUUCCGACCUGAAAGACGGCUGUAAGCGUUACAUGCAAGCCGCCGGCUCUAAUGGCUCUGACUCCUUGCUCGACGAGAGUGAGGGUUUGAUCCAGAGGUUGCACAAGGAGCCUAUCAACAAGAUCCAUGAGGCUAUCAACGCUUGUAAGAAGGGUCUGGGUGAGAUUGAGUCUCUAGCUUCCGCAGAAGCGAAUAGCAGCAUCGACAUCAGCGAUAAUCUGCUUCGUGUCAUCUCCCUGGCCGAGGAAACCGGCACCGCGGAUUUGGAGCAACGGACCACCUGCCGUGAGGAGAACAUUUACGCAACGCACUCUGCGAUGCCUAGCGUUGAUCUUUGA
This is a messenger RNA of Colletotrichum scovillei, 3549 nucleotides long. Its product is annotated as cytochrome b5-like Heme/Steroid binding domain-containing protein. Gene Ontology annotation, cellular component: cytoplasm. Gene Ontology annotation, biological process: 'de novo' NAD+ biosynthetic process from L-tryptophan. Lineage: Eukaryota; Fungi; Ascomycota; Sordariomycetes; Glomerellales; Glomerellaceae. The coding region runs from base 1 to 3549 and encodes 1182 amino acids. Gene Ontology annotation, molecular function: metal ion binding; indoleamine 2,3-dioxygenase activity; heme binding. The transcript is spliced from 3 exons. The record is from RefSeq and is a predicted model, not a curated record.